AUGCUGAAAACUACCAUUUUUAUUAUUUCAACUUUUCUAAUAAGUUUUUCGAGAGAAGAUAAAACUGAUUCGAUUGAUGUAAGGAAUACUGUAGAUUUUUAUUUUCAGUUUUUAAAUUUUUUUCAGAGAAUUCUUGAAAACGCUGAAACCAAAACAAUAUCACAAAUAAAUGAAGAAAUCGAUAAACUUGUUGAAAAACUGGAUAAAAAUGUUCAAAAAGAACAUCGUGAAUGGAAAAUGCGAGUUGAAAAAGAAGAGCGUCAGCGGAAAAUGAGAAUUUUUGUAAGUCAAAUUUCAAUCAAUUUUUAUUUGAAGAAAAUUGUUUUCAGAAAGCUCUUCCGAAGCUUUCCACAAAAACACAACAAAAAUUGAUUCGAAUUGUUAUGACACAACAAAAUACACAAUUAACAGUUGGUGAGAAAAAUCGAAUUUUAACACAUAUUGCAAAUUCGAUGGAUGAGAAUACUAAAAGAGAACUUUUGAGAAAUUUGAACGAUCGAGAUUUAUAUUCUCUUAUUUUUUAA
Messenger RNA from Caenorhabditis angaria, 524 nucleotides. The record is from the annotation of a GenBank genome assembly. NCBI's taxonomy places the organism in Eukaryota, Metazoa, Nematoda, Chromadorea, Rhabditida, Rhabditidae.